Limulus polyphemus (Atlantic horseshoe crab) is the source of this 914-nucleotide messenger RNA. Its product is annotated as tRNA 2'-phosphotransferase 1-like. Bases 96 to 758 code for a protein of 220 amino acids. The transcript is spliced from 3 exons. The record is from RefSeq and is a predicted model, not a curated record. Gene Ontology annotation, molecular function: tRNA 2'-phosphotransferase activity. Gene Ontology annotation, biological process: tRNA splicing, via endonucleolytic cleavage and ligation. NCBI's taxonomy places the organism in Eukaryota, Metazoa, Arthropoda, Merostomata, Xiphosura, Limulidae.
AUAAAAAUGGCAGCUUUAAGAGUUAAAUGUAGUGUAAAUCUUAAAUAAAUAAAUUUUCAGAUAACUUUUGAAAAUAACUAACAUUUACAGUAGAAAUGAGUAGAGCAAGAUACACCCAUGGUUAUCCACGGGCUAAAAAAAGAAAUGAGGAUAAAGAUAUCCGACUUUCAAAAUCUUUGUCGUGGUUACUGAGGCAUGGUGCUGAAAAAGAGGGGCUAAAGUUAGAAUAUGGUGGUUUUGCAAGUGUAGAUAAAUUGUUAAGUUUCCCACAGUUUUCCUCUAUAACUGUCGAAGAUGUAAAAAGAGUAGUCGAAUAUAAUGAUAAAAAACGAUUUGCUUUAAGAUAUCAUCCUGAAACCGGAGAAUUACAGAUUCGAGCAAAUCAAGGUCAUUCAGUUAAAGUAGAUGAAGAAGGUUUGGUGGUUCCGUUAAAAGCAGAAGAUUGUCCAAAUAUGAUUGUACAUGGAACAUAUUUUAAGAACUGGCCCAAAAUUAAAGUAGACGGUUUAUCUAGAAUGAAACGAAAUCACAUUCAUUUUGCUGUCGGGAUGCCUGGAGAAAAUGGUGUUAUAAGUGGAAUGCGUACGAACUGCGAGAUAUUUAUUUUGAUUGAUGUAGUAAAGGCGAUUGAUGAUGGAUUUAAAUUCUUCCAGUCAGAAAACAAUGUUAUUUUAUCACCAGGGGACAAAAACGGGUAUUUAAAGCCAAAGUAUUUCAAAGAAGUAUGGCAGUUCUCACCAAGAAUUCUAUUGUUGUAAAAGCAAAGCCACAUUAGACUAUCUGCUUUGUCUACUGUGGGGAAUCCAACCCCCAGAUGUUAGUAUUGUAUAUCUGCAAACUUACCACUGCCCCACCAGGAGACUUCUCAUAGGUAUUUGUGGAGUGGUAAGAACAACUAACCUUUCCAGGCUGGC